Molecule: messenger RNA, 2796 nt
Organism: Naumovozyma dairenensis CBS 421
Lineage: Eukaryota; Fungi; Ascomycota; Saccharomycetes; Saccharomycetales; Saccharomycetaceae
Gene: STE13
Product: Ste13p
Exons: 1
Coding region: 1-2796 (931 amino acids)
Biological process (GO): proteolysis
Molecular function (GO): serine-type peptidase activity; dipeptidyl-peptidase activity
Source: RefSeq, a predicted model, not a curated record
AUGUCAACUUUUAUUAAGACACACAAGAGGAAGAAUAGUCAUAAGUUUCUGGGACCACAAGCAACUUCAGGAGCAUCAAUGAGAUCUGAUUUUGAAAUGGAUGAUAUGGGCGAUAUACCACCACCUUUAAAUCUACACCAGCAAACUCAAGAAGAAGAACAACGACAACGACAACGACAAGAACAACAAGAACAAGAUGGAUACUCAUAUUUCACUGAAACGAUACCAGAUAUAGAUCUAGAACAACAAUCACUUCGAGAACAACCUUCUUCAUUCUUACUUGACGAUGAUGAUGAAAGACUUUCCUCUUCACCAACUCCUGACAGAAACCUUUCAUGGGAAAGUUGGUAUAUACACAAAAAAUAUUCACAUAAUAAAAAUAAAUUGCUAUGUAUCAGUACCAGUGCUUUGUUACUAGUUUUUUUUAUCGUAAUUAUACCCAUGUUAAACACACCAAGUGACUCUUCUCGAUCAAAUGGGAAAAAUGGUAACUUGUCUCGAAAAAGGAAUAAAUUUACCAUUAAUGACAUAUUUAAUGGCGACUUCUCAGUAGAUCAUAAGACUUUCCAUUUCAUUGAACCAGCUUCUAGAUUACAAUCCCACGAUAUGGAUCCAGGUUUAUACUAUACAGUAGAAGAUAAAGAUCUAGGAAGACAUUUUGUGGCUAAGCAACUAUUCAAUAAAGAUUUCGAACAAGAUUUAGGUAGUACGAAAUUCUUUUAUGAUGAUAAAGAAUAUACCGUGAUGAAUGUCAUAUUCAAUUAUAGAUUAGAUAGAGCUAUCUUGAUGACUGAUAUCGUUCCGGAAUUUAGACAUUCUUCUAAAGGAUAUUAUUUUUUGAAAGAUUUAAAUACUAAUAAAAUUACUCCAAUAACACCUCCAGCUAGCAAUUCCUUAGAAAAACUUUCAUACGCUGCAUUUUCACCAAGUUACAAUUACGUUUAUUUCGUUUAUGAGAAUAAUUUAUACCUUAAAUCAGCUUAUAAUGAUGGGAAAGUUACUCAAAUUACAAAUGACGGAUCUUCAAACAUUCUUAACGCGAAGACAGGUUGGAUUUAUGAAGAGGAAGUACUUGCAUCGGACAAGGGAAUAUGGUGGGCACCUGAUGAUUCCAAAUUUGUAUUUGCCAAGAUUAAUGAAACUGAUGUACCAUCUUAUCAAUUCCCAUUAUAUACCACUGGUAAUCAGUUCCCUCUUACUAAGGAAAUAAAAUAUCCUAAACCAGGUACUCCAAAUCCUAAAAUCCAAUUAUAUAUGUUGGAUUUAAUAAACAGUGUUCUCUAUCAAAUCAAUACAGGAAACAAAGACUAUGAUUUCAUAUUAUACGAUGCUCAAUGGGUUAGUUCAGAUUUUUUCCUUUUUAAAGAAACAGACCGUGCAUCGAAAAUAAUGAACGUGAAAAGUUAUAAUGCUAAAGAAUCAAAAUUGGAAAUUGUACGGAAGAUCGAUUCCACUAAAUAUAAUGGCUGGAUUGAAAAAACUUUCAAAAUUUUACCAAUUCCACCAAAGAAAUCUCUUGAUAGAACUGAGUUUGGAUACGUCGAUAUUGCUGUCGAUCAAGAAGGUUAUAAUCAUUUAUUUUACUUUCCAACUGUAAAUUCUACGGAGGGAAAACAGUUAACUAAAGGACAAUGGGAAGUGACAGAUCGAGGUAUUGUAGGUUUUGAAUAUGAAUCAGAUACAAUUUUUUUCACAGCUAACCAAAUUGGUCCAAUGGCACAACAUCUAUAUGCUGUGUCUCUCAGUGAUGAACGUGGUGACGAUCAUUAUACUGUUCAAACUUUACAGGACCCAAACCAAAAAAAUGAUUAUUAUGAUUUCGAAUUAAGUUCUAGCGGGAGAUUUGCCAUGGCUAAAUAUUUAGGUUCUUCAACUCCACAGUAUAGAGUCGGUCCAUUAUCUGAUGUUUUAGAUGCUAACAGUGAGUCUGGUAGGGUGAUUAAUUUAACUGAUGAUUCAGAAUUCAAAGAAGCUUUAGAAAAAUACAACUUACCCGUGACUAGUUACAAAAAUAUUGUUCUUGACGAUGGCGUGACGAUCAAUUAUAUUGAGAUUAAACCAGCAUUCAUGGACCCAAAGAAGAAAUACCCAGUGUUAGUUAAUGUAUAUGGUGGACCAGGCUCUCAGACUUUUACCACUAAGUCAUCCUUUUUAUUAGAGCAAGCAGUGGCUUCUGGAUUAGAUGCAAUUGUCUUACAAAUUGAACCAAGGGGAACAGGUACUAAAGGUUGGAAAUUCAGAUCCUGGGCAAAAAAGAAGUUAGGAUUUUAUGAACCUCGUGACGUGACAGAAGUUGUUCAAAAAUUCAUUAAGAUGAAUGAACCUCAUAUUGACAGGAAAAGAGUUGCUAUUUGGGGGUGGUCAUACGGUGGGUUUACUACAUUGAAAACUAUUGAAUAUGAUAAAGGUGAAACAUUUACGUAUGCCAUGGCUGUAGCGCCUGUAACUAACUGGACAUUUUAUGAUUCUAUAUAUACAGAGAGAUAUAUGGAUGCUCCAUUGAAUAAUGAAGAAGGAUAUCGAGAUAUAUCCGUAGUAAAAGAUGUUGAACCAUUUAAAAACUUGAAUAGAUUUUUAAUUAUACAUGGAACAGCAGAUGAUAAUGUUCAUAUACAAAACAGUUAUGAAUUUCUAGACAAAUUAAAUUUGGCGGGCAUACGAAAUUAUGAUAUGCAUAUUUUCCCAGAUUCAGACCAUUCUAUUAGAUACCAUAAUGCGCAAGUAAUAAUUUAUCAGAAAUUAUAUUAUUGGUUAGAAACAGCAUUCAAUGGGAAAUUUGAUAAUGUCAAUAUGUAA